Molecule: messenger RNA, 12190 nt
Organism: Lethenteron reissneri (Far Eastern brook lamprey)
Lineage: Eukaryota; Metazoa; Chordata; Hyperoartia; Petromyzontiformes; Petromyzontidae
Gene: TULP4
Product: TUB like protein 4
Molecular function (GO): protein binding
Source: RefSeq, a predicted model, not a curated record
AUGUUUGCCGCCCUGGAGCAGUCCCCAGUGCUCUACAGCGACUCGAACUUGCUGUGCGCAUCAUGGAAGGGUCGCGUGCCGCACAGCGAGCGAGAGCGGCCCGUGUGCCGGCGCCGAUGCUACCAGGAAGGCUGGCUCGCGCUGGGCAAUGCGCACGGCGUGGUGGGCGUCACCUUCUGCAGCUCUCACUGCCGGCGCGAGCGCCCCACCCCGCAGCGCGUCAACUUCAACCUGCGCGGCCACAACAGCGAAGUUGUGCUUGUGCGCUGGAACGAGCCAUACCAGAAGCUGGCGACAUGCGAUGCGGAUGGAGGCAUCUUCGUGUGGAUCCUGUAUGAGGGGCGCUGGUCUGUCGAGCUCGUGAAUGACCGCGGGGCCCAGGUGAGCGACUUCACAUGGAGCCACGACGGCACGCAAGCGCUCAUCUCGUACCGCGACGGCUUCGUGCUCGUGGGCUCCGUGAGCGGCCAGCGCCACUGGUCCUCGGAGAUCAGCCUGGAUGACAGCCACAUCCUGUGCGGGGUGUGGACCCCUGACGACCAACAGGUGCUAUUUGGGACGUCAGACGGGCAGGUGAUUGCCAUGGACUGCCAUGGGCGCAUGUUGGCGCAGGUGGUGCUGCACGAGUUUGACAGCGUUCAGGCACUCACCUGGAACUGCCCGGACUUUCUGGUGGAGGACUCAAGCGAGAGCGAGUCCGACGGGGACGAGGGAGCCACGCUUGCUCAGGACGGGCCUUCGAGCGAGUGGAGCGCCCCCCUGCAGGGCCCGCGCACACUGCUCACCGUCAUGUUCGGCUCGGGUGACGUGGGCCUCAUGAACAACUAUGACGACAUGACGCCCACACUCGUCAAGACCGCCCUCAAAGACGUGACGGCGCAGUGGAACUCGGCGGGGGACAUCCUGGCCGUGGCCGGGCAGGAGAAGCAGCCCAGCCAGGGGCUCCCUGCCGAGCCGCCGGGCCUCUUCUCGCUCUCACGGAGCCACGCCGUCAAGUUCUACAAUGCGGCCGGCUUCCUCAUCUACACGUUGGACGUGGCCACGCAGCACCCCAUUUCGUCUCUGUGCUGGGGCCACCGCGACACGCGCCUCUUCGUGACGGCGGGGCCGGCGCUGCAGGUGGCGCGCGUGGAGGUGGGCGUCGCCACGCUGCAGCUGCUGUGCCAGCAGGUGCUGGCGGCCGCCCUGCGUGACGACAAGGCCGUCGCCAAGUUGGCGCUGCCGUCGCGCCUCGCCGGGUACCUGCUCUCCGCCUUCACGCCCACCAUCAAGCCCCCGAUCCCAGACCCCAGCAACCUGCGUGACUUUGUGAGCUACCCGCCGGGUGGCAAGGAGCGCCUGCACUGCACGAUCCGCCGCGUGGACGAAGAUCCCGAGGGCGGCGGGCCCUCCUACGUGCUGUUCCUGGAGCACCUGGGCGGCCUUGUGCCCAUCCUCAAGGGCCGGCGUGUCAGCAAGCUGCGGCCCGAGUUUGUCAUACUCGACCCCAAGACCGACGGGCGGCUCGACGAGGUGGGUGUGUGCGGUGCUGCCUGCUCCGUGUUCGACAGCUGCAACUGCUCGGACGCGAGCGACAUUGAGCUGGGUGAGGAGGCCCUCGCUCGCAAGUCGCCCAAGACCUCGCGGGCGAGCCGCUCGCCCCGCCUCCCAAGGAUAAACAUGGAGUCGCGGCGCUCGCCUAAGCUGACACGGUGCAGCCAGGAGGGCGCCAAAUCCCCACGCCUUCCCAUCCGCAAGCCCUCGCUGGGGUCGCCGAGCCUGGGCCGCCGUGAUCUCUACCUGGACGACGGCCUUCAGCAGCACAACUACUUGGCUCAAGUGACGUCCAACAUCUGGGGAACCAAGUUCAAGAUCGUGGGGCUCGCCCCCUUCCUCCCGGCCAACCUGGGCGCCGUGAUCUACAAGACGAGCCUACUCCACCUGCAGCCUCGCCAGAUGACCAUCUACCUGCCGGAGGUGCGCAAGCAGACCCAGGGCUACGUGUCGGUGGCGGCCUUCACGCCGGGGGUCUUCAGCGAUGAUGAGGACGAGGGCGCAGUGGCCGGGGCCUCAGGCCAGCGUGAGCCCAGUCCUCCGUGCUCCAUGAACAUCCCCAUCGCCCCCAUCUUCAGCUCGGCCCAGUCGAUCUCUCCCACGCAGAACAUCGGCUUGGCACAGAGCCUGCUUGCCAAUCAGAAUGUGCAGCUCGACAUCCUGACCAGCCAGAGGCCGGGCCAACCUGCAGCCUCCAACCACAGUCCACAGCAGCUGGAGGUCCCGGCCAAUCAGAGGCUGUCUCAGGUGGCUCAGAAUGUGCAGUACGACGCUCUGGGCGGCCAGAGACUAGCGCAGCAGAAUCUGUCCAAUCAUAACGCGCAGGUCGAUUACACGCUGGCCAAUCAGAGGGUGGCCCAGGCGGUGCUCGGGGGUCAGUUCCCGCACAUGGACGUGCUGGCCAAUCAGAAGGCGGCGCACGCGCACAUGGUGAGCCAGUCGGCGCCGGGAGAGAAGCUCACCAACCAGAGGGCGGUGCAGACAGUUCUGGCCAACCAAAACACCCAGCUGGACAUGCUGGCCAAUCAGAGGGCCGCGGCGCAGGCCCAGUUGGCCAAUCAGAGCGCCCAGCGGGAGAUGCUGGCCAAUCCCCGCACGUCCAUCGGCGGGGCGAGCGGUCACGUUGGGCCGCUCGACGUCAUCACCAACCAGGCGGCGGUGGCGGCUGCGGCGGCGGCCUCGGCGUCGGAGCGUGGCGAGGCGGAGCACUACAGCACACUGAAGCGCAACUCCAACCCCGCGCCAGGGCAGGCCUUCUUCGGGGGAGCGGACCACCCCGGCAGGACCAGCGGCUCGGCACAGGCGUAUGCCCAGCAGCCAGCGCCGCCUCUGCAUGCGCAGCACGCGCCGUUCCCCAACCAGCAGAUGCUCCACCAGAUGCAGCUCACCGCCCAAGCCAUGCUGCAUAGCCAGCAGACGCAGUUCAACCAGCAGGCGCUCCACUCGCAGGCCGGCCAGCAGACAACGCACAUACAGCAGACGCAGUUCAUACAGCUGACGGCAUACAGCCAGCAGGCCAUGCAGUCGCACGUCCCGGCAGCGGCGGCCUCAGCCUUGGCCCGGGAGAAGGAGACGGCCGCCAAGAGCGAGCUGUUGUCGCGGCAGUACCAGCAGCAGCAGCAGCUGUCAGAUCGCGAUGCGCUGGGCUUCACCAGCGACCACAACGUGGCCGUGGCACACAUCCGCAAGGGAGGGGAGGCGCUGCGGCUGCCCUCUGCAGCCAGCGCCGCCACAACGUUCACUCCCCAGAGUCUGCAAGAUCAACAGCAGCAGCAGCAGCAACACGUGCAGCAGCAGCAGGCGCAGCAGCAGCAGCAUGCGCAGCAGCAGCAGCAUGCACAGCAGCAGCAGCAGCAUUUACUACAGCACCAACAACAGCACUCACAACAGCAACCACAGCAGCAUCCACCCCAGCAGCAUCCACCCCAGCAACAGGUGCAGCAGCAGCAGCACCUUGUGCAGCCUCAGCAGCAGCAGCAACAGCAGCAGCAACAACAACCCCAGCAGCAGCAAAUGGCAGGGCUGGCCUGCACGUGCCCUCCGCUUGCCAGCCUGGGCUACGAGCGCAUCACAACGUUCGACAGCAGCGGCAAUGUCCAGGAGGUGUGCCGCCCCCGCGCCUCCACGGGGAGCACUUCUGGGGCGGGGGUCGCGGGGGUGCGCACCAGCCAGAGCAUGUACGGCCUGCGCAGCCCGGGGCCCGCUCCCAGCUCUCCGCAGUCCCCAUUCUCCCCGCAGGCCCCGCAGUCCCCGUUCUCCGCACAGCCACCCACGCCACCCUUCUCCUCCUCCCAGGCUCCCGUCUCUCCCUUUGGCCAAACGUCGCAGGCGCCCGCCCAGCCUACGGGGCUGGCAGCGGCGGCGCCAGUGGUGGCGGCGCACCCGAGCGUGGCCACGGCGCCACUGGCGCCGCCGCACCCCCCCGCCGUCGCCAGCUACCAGUCGGCGACGCUUGGCCACCAGCCGUCGGGGGUCUCCUACCAGCACGCCAACGCCGCCUUCCAAGCCUCCGGCGCCGGAUACCAGGGGGGCAACGUCGCCGCCCUCCAUCAGGCUCAGUUCCACGAUAGCGGCAAGCAGCCGGUGGUGCCGCCGCCACCGCAGCAGCAGCCGGGGGUCGGCACGGUGAAAAGAGGGAGUACAGAUCUCGUGAAGUCGGGCAGCGAGAAGCCGGCAAUGGCGCCUGUAGCGUUUAACCUGCAGGGCCAGUCAGCGCAGUACGCGCGGGCCGCCAACCCAGUGCAGAGAGUCGCCUCCAACACGCUGCCCUCGAAAAGCUCGGGGCAGUCGGUGAGGCUGAGCGACGGCCAGAGAGUCACGGCGCAGGCGAAGGCUCCCAACGCGGCCUUCUCCGCAGAGACCUGCCCCUGUCAGCUGAGACCGCAGCAGGGGCAGCACGCUCAGGCCCAGCCGCAGCUGCAGCAGCAACAGAAGGGGGAGGGGUACCAGCAGCAGCAGGCCAGACUGCCGGGAAACGGCGGCCAUCACGGUGCCUAUGUGGGACAAAGUGCCGGUGCCACGGCGACCAAAACGAUGGAGCACUCGAGCACACGGCAAAUCCAGCAGCAGAUUCAGCAGCACCAGAUUCACCAGCAGCAAAUACAAGCGCUGCAGCAGCAUAUCCAUCAGCAGCAGCAGCUGCAGCAGCUGCAUCAGCAGCAGUUGAAACAACAACAGCAGCAGCAGCAUAUGCAUCAGCAGCAACAGAUGCAGCAACAGCAAAUGCAACCGCAGCAGCAUCAGCUGAUGCAGCAGCAGCAACACCAGCUGCAGCAGCAGCAUCAGCCAUCGCAGCAACAACAACAACAACAAAUACAGCAGCAGCAAAGUAUUCUGCAGCAGCAACAGCAACAGCACCAUAUGCAACAGCAGAUUCAACAACAACAACAGAUGCAGCAGCAGCAGAUUCAGCAACAGCAGCAACAACAAUUACAACAACAGCAGCAACAACAAUUACAACAACAACAAUUGCAACAGCAACAACAACAACAAUUGCAACAGCAGCAACAACAACAAUUACAACAGCAGCAGAUUCAACAACAGCAAUUACAACAGCAGCAACAGUUGCAACAGCAGAAACAGCAGAUUCAGCAGCAGCAGCAAAUACAACAACAGAUUCAGCAACAACAGCAGACGCAGCAACAGCAGAUUCAACAACAGCAGACACAGCCACCACAAAUACAGCAGCAGCAACAGCAGCAGCAGCAACAACAGCCGCAGCAGCAGAAGCAGAGCACUGUAAUCGUGCACUCUGUCAGCAUCUCGCCGCUGAGCUCACAGUCCUCGUACAGCUUGCUGAGCCCGGCCGACCCCUGCCGCGACCAGACCGAGUACGUGAACGGGGCGUUCUCCGAGGAUGACGCAUCUGAAAAAUCCUUUAAGAAGGAAAAUGCGACCGCAGCAGCAACAGCAGCGGUAGCCAAAGCGGACCCGGGCCAUCACAAAGAGGCCGGCAAAGAAGGGAGCGUGGAGGCCAAGAAGCCGGCGGAGUGCCAGACGGAUGGACCAUCCGUGCCGAUCACCAGUUCCCCCAAACCAUCGGAGGGUCGCAGGGCCUCGUCGGGAGAGAUGCCUGCGGCCGCGCCCACCAAAGUUUCCCAGAGCCAUCGCGGCGCCACGAGAGAGAUGGGCACGGACACGCUGAAAAGAGAGGUCUCCAGCGUUCCGGCCUUACCGAAGUCCGCGCAACUUCCCGGCCGAGACGGCGGCUCCGCGGUGAGCAAGCCCGCUCAGUGCUAUAGGGACGUGCAGACGCUGAACCCUUCGCGAGACCAGUGGCUGCAGCAGGGCGGCAGGGCCAAGUCUGUAGCCGGGCACUAUGGCACGAUGAUCCCGACGUCACACCAAGCGCAGGCCAAGCACGCCGGAAACUUUCUCCCGGCAGCGGUAGCUGCCGCAGCACAACGAUCCCAGAGCAGCCCUCGCGGUGCGCUCAGCGGUGGCAAUGCCCAAUAUUAUGCCACCAUGAGACCCACCAACAUGGCCCGAUACCAGCACAACUACAGUGGUAGCGGCGGUGCCGCCACGCGCCACGCCGCCGUGCCCGUGGCCUACACCAGCAGAGACACCGGCGGGCUGGCGGUGCAGUACGGCGACGGCGUGACGGUGCCGCGGCAGGCGCUCGCCAUGAACUACCCGCCCGCUGCCGCCGCCGCGGCCGUAUGCCUCCCGGCGGCCGGCCACUACGCCACGCUGCCUCGGCCCAACAUCUUGGUGACCGGAGAGCCGCGGGCGAGCGUGAGCGUGCAACCGUCAUACACGGACCUGGCACAGCGUUACGCCACCAUUGCCCGGGCAGCGCAUGCCGGAGAGCGGGGACAGCCGGCGCCGCAUCAGCAGCAUCAUCCCCAUCAGCAGCAGCAUCAGCAGCAGCAGCAUCACCAAGGUGCUGCAGGGGCUGAUGCCGCGGCCGGCGGCACCAUCAUGGGCCUGGCAGGGGCCGAGGCCAUGUGCGGUGGGGCGCGGCUUCCCGACCCCGGCUACGGAGAGAUGAUGCCAGCGGAUUGCGCCAGCUCCUGCCGGGUUGACAAGCCAGGCGCACGCAAGGACACGCGUCUGCUUACUGACCUCAACUCGCUGCUCGCGAGUCCCAAGGCCGGCCGUGGGGACAAGAAGAAGGGUGGCGGAGGCAGCAGCAAGGGCCCGCUAGGCCGGGAGCCGCUGGCUGGUGCCGUCGCCAAGGCCCCGUCCAGCAAGAAGAUGCUGUCAAAGGGCGGCGGCGGUGGCAGCGGUGGCGGGGGCAGCGGCAGCCUGAGCGGGGGUGGCGGGGAGUUCCAGGACAGCUCAGAGAGCGAGCACGAGGUGGUGGUGAGCGGGGACGAGUUCACCUCGAGCCAGGGCCCCGCAUUCCGCAAGGGCUGGAAGGGCAAGCGGGGGGCACGGGGAGCGGGUGGCAUGGAGGCAGACGAGGCCAAAGGCCGGCGCAGCGACAGGGAGGAGGGGGGCCGCCCGGCGGGAAACGGCAGCGGGGCCGGGGUUGGCGGCGGAGGCGGCGGCGGUGGCGGCGGCGGCGGCACGCAGGGCUUCGUGUACGUCAUGGCCAACAAGCAGCCGCUGUGGAACGAGGCCACGCAGGUCUACCAGCUCGACUUCGGGGGCCGCGUCACCCAGGAGUCGGCCAAGAACUUCCAGAUCGAGCUCGACGGGAAACUGGUGAUGCAGUUCGGCAGGAUCGACGGGAACGCCUACAUCCUCGACUUCCAGUCCCCGUUCUCGGCCGUGCAGGCCUUUGCCGUGGCCCUGGCCAACGUCACCCAGCGCCUGAAGUGACCUCGAACCUCCGCCGACACCGCGCUCUGACGGCCACGACACCGGGCUGGAAACCCAAGGGAUGCGCCACUGCUGUUGAGCUCGAAGCCCGACCUGAAAGUUUGGAAGCAGCCAUGACGUUUGGAAAUCUGAGCAUUGGUCCGAUGGCCCAAGCUUUGUUUAAUUUUUUUAAGCAGAGCGCUCCUGCCGUGAGCCGCGGAAGCCUUUGCGAUCGGCGAUCGGUGGUUGUUAUGUGGCGUUCAGACAGCGCAGCCAACUAGGCCCCCCCGGGACGAACAAUUCCAUAACAAAAAAAGUGUUGAUCUUGCUUACAUUUCCUCGGUGCUUAACGUGCUCCAAGCCGCGCGGCCCCUCAGCGGGGGGGCCGAGCCGCACUGUGCGGCAAGACGUAGCGUGUAGUUUGUCGCCGCAUGUCUCAUGUCGUCUCUUGAAUGAAAAUGUUAAAGUAUUUACAAGCAAACUGAGCGUCUCUCCACCGCACUCUCGCGAAAUGGAGCCUGGCGGAGGCGGCCGUAAGGGACGAAGUUGUUGCAUUCAGUCGGUCAAGGCGCCUGCCGGGGCGGCGAGGGGGGAGAGACGCGGGAUCUGUUCCGUCGCCGAGCGGGGACCAAUCGCCGGGGCCCGGGUGGCGUGGCAACGUGGACGGGUGGCUCACGCGAGGACGCCGUGCGUGGUGCGCGUGUCUCGUCCAAUCCGCGCCCUCCACGGCUCCGUGGGGGGCAGGCGCCGUCCACAGCCGCGAGCGUCGCACUCAGCUUGCGGGUCGAUAUCGGAGCUACUUCUGCAGUCGCCUACGAUCCUCAGCUUCUGCGGCAGAUCGCUCGUUCCCCUGUGGCGCGUGCGAGUGUUGCGCUCGCCGGCUGCGUCCGCCCGCAGAGAAGCCCCGUUGUACGUCUCCAGCCACCCGACACGGUUGGUGAAUCAUGUUAAGGCGUCGUCGCUUCGCUCUCGCCAACAAUAUUAAGUAUUAUAUAUUCACAAGUGAAUGGCCAAGAGAACGAUGGCGAAGGGCGCAGUAUUCUAAAAUUUGGCACAGCACUGUGAGCACAUGUUGAGGCGUGGGUAGACGGUGGAGAUGGAGACGGAAUGGUGUGGAUGUAGUCGUAGAUGUAGUCGUGGGAGAGAGGUUUAGCCUGAACUGCAACGGGGCGUUCAAACUAACGUGCGCGCUACCGAUGCGAUCACCAAAUGCUUAAAGGAAAAAACGACAUCGCUGUAGACCCUAGGUGUGAGUCCAUUGUGUUCGUCCGUGCCAAAAGCCAGCGAGCCGCCAUGUUCCCAGCGUUCAUGAGCGGCAGUGGCAUCGUUAUUCACAGCUCGAUGCCCAGCGGUGUCGCCACACGGGGCUCCAUGUCCAAGGUGGUUGCUUGCGCGUGUUUCCGACGGCGACCCCUAGCCAUGACCCCUAGCCGUGACCCCUAGCAGUGACCCCUAGCAGUGACCCCUAUCCGCGACCCCUAGCCGUGACCAGGGCCAUGGGAGUGGGAAUUCAACCGCUGACCGCUGACCCCUGACCAGGCAGGCACAGCAGUAGAGCUGACCCCUGGAUUAACCAGGAGGCCUCUGUGCAAGCGUAGCGUUGGUCAUUCUUGGACAGGUCAGCCAGAGAUGUUUCUGCCCAGCUGCGCGGUAACAAUUAGAAUGCAAAAUCGGCUGAAGCACGACUUCGACCGAGAGCUCGUGGACGUACGCAGUACAACGCGGCACGCACGUACCGCCAUGAGGAGGGCGCCAUUCGUUGAGUACAGGCGUCGGCGGCAGGUGCAGCCGGGUUGUGAUGAUGCGCUGUGUGGGACAUGGCCACGCAAGCCUGCUCAGUUCUGCAUCUCAUUCGAAGACACGGGUCCCGGACGGCCGCGGUGAGCAGGCAAGUGUGCGUGCAUUAUCAGUGCUUUGGAAAAACGACCUACGUUGCGGCAGCUUCGUUCGGCGGGGCUGAUGAUGGGAGCCGUUCCCUUUGCUCGACUUGAAGUUGGCCCAGCCGCUUAAUUAAUUGCCAGACCUUGAGCUGUUGAACGGUGUUUGCGGACGUGGGUUGUUGCCAGUGUUCUGAACCUGCCUUCGUCGCGAACCACCCUCGCGGGGACCGAUUUGUGUGAUGUUGGCCGGCCGUGCGCGUCGGCCUCGCCCGCCGCGUCAACCGUGCGUGGAGACGCGUGCGUUCCCAGCGACGGCGCGGUGGACUGCGUCGCACCUUGUGGAGCUUUCCGCAAGUCUCCAGCAUGCGUUUCUAAUUCAAGCACGCGUCCCUUGGUAAGCCUGCUCUUUAGCUCAACGUCACAUUGUGCGGCCACCGCGGGAAGUCAGCUGGCAGAUGCGGCGCUGUCCCCGCACGCGAGCAUCGGACUGCGCUGGCUGCCUCGAGCCGUGACCGGGGAGUUGGCGCUGCCCGUGCGUCACGGCGCUGCGCGGAGGCCACGGCGCGUUUGACGCGGCCUGGCGCAGCGACCGCGAAGGAGGACGAGGGGGCGGCUCUAGUUGGUCCGCUGGCCGAGCAAGCUGAUCGCCGUGAGUGGGGAAGAUCGACGACUCAGAACCUCGCGCUGCGUUUGGGCUCCAUUCUGGCCAAUGGGAGGGUGCUGUGAGGCUCCUGCGUCUGGCACCGUUUGAGUCCUGUGGAUGCCCCGUUGCCACCCUUCUGUCCGGACACAGUCGCUCACGCCGCUAUUUCUCCACUCGCUCUCACCAACGUUCCUCACGCAUGCCAACCCGAUCGCUGUCUCUUACCUGCCGUUGACUGCCAAUCUUGUUGUUGAGCUAGUUUGGUCUUUGUACCUUGAGAGAAUGGUAAAGUAUUAUUAUAAUGAUUAGUGUCAUCGUAAUGGCCUGAACACCAUAGUGAAAUGGUAGAAUGGUCUGUGACGCCGGUACAAAAUGAUAAUGGGGUCGCAGAUGUGGAGUCCUUUACAACAAGGGCCAGUUUCCAUAUGGGUUGGCACCGUUUAUGUUACUGCCACUCGUGUGUGUAUGUGUGUGUAGGUUGGCACCGCGUGUAUAUAGUUCUAUGUUUACGGUUGGCAUCGCACAUGAGGCUUCAUCCUGCCGAGGCAUGACACAGUCGUGUCGCAUGCUGCGUGAUAGCUGCAUGCUUUUUAAAGUCCUAUGGGCCCCGUAGGCAAUGUGUGUUACACGCGUGUCCCUGUGCCGUAUUAUCCCCGUGUCCCUGUGCCGUAUUACACGCGUAUUCCCGUGUCCAGUGUCGUAUUACUCGCGCGUGUCCCCCGUCGUCGCGUUGCGUGUUGCAGUAUCUCUGACUACAGGUGGCUGUCGCCCUGCGUCGCUGCCCAGCCCUGCGGGGCUGUUCCCGCUGCCACCACCGCCGCCGCCCGUUCCACUGAAGCGCGCCGUGCGGCCUGCCUGGCUCUACUCGUCCUACGUUCUAGUUUACAGACACGACCCCACUUACGCGGGCGUCGAUUCUGUGCGUGCUCACCCGUGCGUUAUUUAUUAUUAUUAUUAUAAGUUCUGUGUACUGUAUUGUAAUACGCGUGCGUCCGUGCGUGUGUCUGUACGGCCGUGAGAACAACGUCGCUUGCCUGGAGGAGUUUUACUACCGCGCUGCCGAGUAUCGGAACAAAUCCACCGCGAUAUUCCGCUUGAAUUGAGUGCAAUAAGUGAAGCCAGUGGCACGGCGGGCGGCCGAGGAAGGCUCAGGAAUUCAAAUCGGAUUUCCAAGCAACAAAAAUUCUCACAAUUUCCAAAUGUGCUUUUGCGCAUCCCCAUCAGGACACGAAAGAUCCGUUUGUAAAUCUGGCCGAGCGGCGCCCUCCACCCCCUCCGCAGCAGGUGAGACGUCAUCAACAAUGACGAGCACCUCCGGGGGUACAUGCCGUUAUUGAGAGCGAUUGUAUCGGGAACUGGUGGUGCUGCUUGUGAAGCGAUCGGCACCGUCACUCGGAUCGCCGGGGGGGGGGGGGGGUGGGCAUUGUUGGUGACGUGACAGUGAUCUGGUGUUCACUCCGACGAGGGGUGAUGACGGCCCCUGUCUGCCUGCCCCUGGCCAUGGCUCAUGCGUGCAGUGUUUGCCAUUUCUGAUGCUUGCUAUCGAUGGGGACGAUCCCUGUCCUGCAGGACUCUGGCCAAUUGGCCCAUUGCGAGUUAACUGGCUAUCUUUAAAGGGGGGCAGUCCUUGGCAAAUCAGAGUUAACUUCUCACCUCCCCAUUUUACCCAGACCCUCAGCUGCUCCCGAGGGGGUCCCUGCUGUGCCACUGGCUGUGUUGGGAGGGGGUGGGGGGGAUGCACUGAACUGUGGCGUACUGAGCAGCUCAAAUUUCUCGACGUUCAUUCAAACUGCGGUCGAGGCCAUGGAAGUCGUGUGGCUUAUGUGCCUCAAAAGCAUUCCCAGGGAUUGUCGGGAAUCCGUAUCCCGUAGUAGUCAGAAAUAAGCCCUGUCCCCCUUUACAUUUUCACGCAUGCACACUCCCCGAGUGUGACUCCAUGUGGUGUCCUUGGUGACUUUGCUGUGUGGUGAGGGUGCACGCCCCCGCCCAGUCACCCACGUUGGUUGCCCCGCAUCGCCCUGGGGGCAGUGGCGGGGCGGAUGGGGUCCGGCCGCUUGCCGUGGAGGCGCCACGAGAGCACCUGCUGCUGCUCCGGCCACAGCGUGGCGCUCUCCGCAGUGGUGGACAGCGUUAGACGUAGACUGACCGUGGCGUGUGUGCGUCGUGUGUGUGUGUGUCACGCUCGUUCGCUUACUACCCAGCCCGGAAACCCCAAGGGAAGCGCCUCGCCCCGCGCCGCCGCGCUGUUUGUCGGUGCCCCCCGUGGGUUCGUGUCCCGUGGCAGUCUCGAUGGGGGCUGCGCCCACGUGCGUUUGUGUGCCCAGUGAGUAGCGCGUGGUUCCAGUCGCUGAAAUAAUAAAAUAAAAAGUCCUCAAUGUUUCAUCAA